This is a messenger RNA of Toxotes jaculatrix (banded archerfish), 2415 nucleotides long. RefSeq names its product guanylate cyclase 1, soluble, alpha 2 (gene gucy1a2). Gene Ontology annotation, biological process: cGMP biosynthetic process; response to oxygen levels. The record is from RefSeq and is a predicted model, not a curated record. Gene Ontology annotation, cellular component: guanylate cyclase complex, soluble. The transcript has 9 exons. Gene Ontology annotation, molecular function: heme binding; guanylate cyclase activity. Bases 1 to 2415 code for a protein of 804 amino acids. Lineage: Eukaryota; Metazoa; Chordata; Actinopteri; Toxotidae.
AUGUCCUCGUCGUCGCGGAAGAUCUCCUCCGAGUCGUUCAGCAGCUCGGUGGGCUCGGACUGCGGGCUCGAAAGCCCCGGGGGAGACGGAGGUGACAGCGGUUUGGAGCCGGCGGAAGAGAGCCGAGGCUGCCCCUUCUCCUCUUUCCCUUCUUCCCACAGAGCGGUGCUCUGGAACGGCCGCAGCCUCGCCGAGAGGUCGGCGUGCCCGGCGGGCGAGGAGCAGCAAGGACCCCACAAGAGGGUCACAAGGAGGAGGCGGGUGAACCUGGACUCCCUGGGGGAGAGCCUGAGGCGACUGACCUCACCCACGACACAGACUGUUCAGGAGGCUCUGCAGCGAACUCUACAAUUCUACAGACAACAAGAGAUCAGGUGCCAGGAAGUUGGCAGUGAGGAGAGGCGACGAGAGAAGAGAGAGGAGAAGUGCCCAUUUCUAGAAAACUCUGGGUCAGAGGAAGAUGUCCUACAAAUCCUACAGUACAUGGCCACCAUACUGGGGGUACCAUUCUGUGAGCUACGGGAACAUUUUGGGGAAGAGUUCUUUGGCCUCUGCUUUGAAGAAAACGAACGAGUGCUUCGGGCUGUAGGUGGCAACCUCCAGGACUUCUUCAAUGGCUUUGACGCCAUUUUGGAACACAUUCGCACCUCCACGGGGCGCCGUGCCUCAUCUGAGAGUCCCUCCUUCCAGUGCAAGGAUCCCCACGAGGAGGAGAAAGGGAGAAGAAAAUUGGACAAAAUUGGAGAGCGAGGAGAAAGUGAUAGAAGAGGGAAGGUGUUGCUUCUUCAUUGUUUCAAUCCUGCUCCUGUUGUUGGAUUGGUCAUGCCAGGGUUGAUCAGAGCUGUUGCCAGGCGGAUCUUUCAUUCAGAAGUUGAGGUGGAGGAGGUACCACCUCUAACUCCCUUAUUGCCUAAUGAAGAUACAGAACACACAGACGGCGACUCCACAACCCCAACUCCAACUACGUCCCCCACUGCCUCACCCUCCUCGUCCCCGUCCCCUCCGUCUCCUUUUCCAACCUCUGUUCCCACAGUUUGUCUGUCCUUCCAAAUCCAGGAGACAUGCCCUUCCUCCCUCUCUUCCCUCCCAAAUGCCGCUUCAGUGAGCACCAAACGUCCCCCCCUCUCACUCUCCACCAACCCCAGUGAUCUGCGCAUUGGCCUGGCCACGUUUUGCCGUGCCUUUCCAUUCCACCUUGUCCUGGGGCCUCGCAUGGAGCUACUGCAGCUCGGAGAAGGACUGAGGAGACAGGCUCGCAUUGAGCCUCACCGGAGCCUCUCAUUCAGGGACUGUUUUGAGAUUGUCUCGCCCAAGAUGGAGCCUUCGUUCCAGGGUAUCUUGCUGAGGCUUGCUUCCCCAUUUACCAUCCGUACCAGGCCUGACACCACACAGGCUGGCACCAAGGAGAAGGUCAUGGAAUUGAAGGGUCAGAUGAUCCAUGUGCCCGAGUCCUGCUCUCUGAUGUUUCUGGGCUCGCCACGUGUUGAUAAGUUGGAGGAGCUGAUGGGCAGGGGCCUCCACCUGUCAGAUAUCCCCAUCCACGAUGCUACGCGGGACGUUAUCCUGGUGGGGGAGCAGGCCAAGGCCCAGGAUGGCCUGAAGAAAAGAAUGGACAAACUCAAGGCCACAUUAGAACGGACUCACCAGGCGCUGGAGGAGGAAAAGAGGAGAACCGUGGAUCUCCUUUACUCCAUAUUUCCAGGUGAUGUGGCACAGAAACUGUGGCAGGGUCAGCCGGUGCCCGCUCGCAAAUUUGAUGACGUCACCAUGCUGUUCUCGGACAUCGUGGGUUUUACUGCUGUGUGUGCCCAGUGCACACCGAUGCAGGUCAUCUCCAUGCUGAACGAGCUUUACACACGCUUCGACUACCAGUGUGGCAUCCUGGAUGUUUACAAGAUCGAGACAAUAGGUGACGCCUACUGUGUGGCAGGAGGACUUCACAAGAAGGUUGACAGUCACGCAAAGCCAAUUGCUCACAUGGCUCUGAAGAUGAUGGAGCUCUCCGAGGAAGUGUUGACACCUGAUGGGAAACCUAUUAAGCUGAGGAUAGGCAUCCACACAGGCUCGGUGCUGGCAGGUGUGGUCGGCGUUAAAAUGCCGCGUUACUGCCUGUUCGGGAACAAUGUGACACUGGCCAGCAAGUUUGAAUCGGGGAGCCAUCCGAGGUGCAUCAAUGUUAGUCCCACAACUUACCAGUUGCUGAAAGACGACCGUUCAUUUUCAUUUGUCCCUCGUUCACGACUGGAGCUCCCUGAGAAUUUUCCCAAAGAGAUCCCAGGGACAUGCUACUUCCUGGAGGCGGGGACAUCUCACAGUCAUGCCUCGCUGACCAGCUCUCGCUCUGCUCCCCCGGCCUCUAUGAGGAAAGUCUCCUACAGCAUUGGGACCAUGUUUCUAAGAGAAACAAGUUUGUAG